UCCGUUCACGUUGAGUGAGUUGCAAGUUACUGUGUGAAGGCCACGUAGAUUUAGCAUUACUUGCUAGCUUCUCUCAUUUACAUUCACGCUAGAGAGAAACAACACCUUUUUCAGCACGCGCGACCUAAUAUAUUGACAAAAAUGGCUUCAAGUGACAUUGGAGACUGGUAUCGCAGCAUACCGCAGAUGACAAGAUACUGGUUUACAGGAUCAGUUGUGGUGCCCUUAGUCGGAAAGCUUGGUAUAUUGAGCCCUCUUUGGUUCAUUCUUCAAUUCGAACCCUUCAUUUACAGAUUCCAGAUAUGGAGACCUCUGACUGCUGUGCUGUACUACCCAAUAUCAGGCCCACGGGGGUUUCACUUUUUGAUGAAUCUCUAUUUCUUGUAUUCAUAUUCUACCAGACUGGAAACAGGGGUGUUUGAUGGAAAACCAGCUGAUUACCUAUUCAUGCUCAUAUUCAACUGGAUUUGCCUAACUAUCAUUGGACUGAUGUCAGGCCUCAUGCUGCUAAUGGAUCCCAUGGUGCUCAGCGUCCUGUAUGUCUGGUGCCAGCUCAAUAAGGAUACCAUCGUCACUUUCUGGUUCGGUACUCGCUUCAAGGCGAUGUACCUGCCAUGGGUCCUCCUGGCCUUCAACAUGAUCAUUGCUGACGGAGGCAUGUUGGAGCUGAUCGGCAUCAUCGUGGGGCAUCUCUACUUCUUCCUCAUGUUCAAGUACCCUCAGGACUUCGGUGGAGCCAGGCUCUUGAAUGUGCCACAGUUUCUAUACAACUACUUCCCAAACAGGAGAGGAGGCGUUGCAGGUUUUGGAAUGGCGCCAUCAAGCAGACGGCGACAGGAUGACGGGGGUGAUAAUCGCAGGGGCCAUAACUGGGGAAGAGGUCAAAACUUGGGUGAUAACUGAAAGAAAAUGCAUGAGAACUUAUUCAAAUUGAUUUCCCAACCCAAUCAAGCUGUGAAAAUGUCCAAUAUUGUUACAAGUGAAUUGAUACAAAUAUUUCUCAUAGUUCCAAAACAAUAGUUAUGACACAGACUAAAGUGACAGUUAUUCUCAUCUUUAUAGAGAUGAGCAAGGCACUUUUUAGUUUUGAACCUGUAGUUCUGGAUAGAAAUCAUGGGAACUUGUAUUAAAUGUACAUGUAAUAAGGCCAUGCUUCAUUUCCUUGGACAGAUUCUUUAAAUACCAAAUUGGAAUGAACAAGAAAUCUUUAUUGUCAUCUGUGUUUCACAAUUUCCAGCUUGUUUUGGCUUGUAGUAUUGUUUAAGGAUUGUGGGUUCAAAGCCUGGUUUGCCAUGCUCAUGUUUCUAGGUUUGUCAGCACCAUACCUGUGCUCAUGGGUUUCACCAAAAUGCUAAACGUGUGAGACAUGCAUCAGUUCAGGCUUUUCCUCCACAUUAAGCCGACACACUGUGAUAUAACUGGAAUACUGUCCAAGCCCACUCACUCACUAUUAUGAUUUUGGAUAUAAUAAUAUCCCAGAAGUGGAGUGAGAUUUGAAGUCUAGAGGAUAGUUUAUUUGUCAUACUGCUGAGUCUACCGACACAUGUAACAAAGAUGAUAUAAAGUAGAUUGUUUUCAGAAAGGACAUAAUCAUUUGAUCUUCAUUGAGAUAAGGGGCACGGGUGGUCCAGUCGUCUAAGGCCCCACAAUUUGCUGUGCAGAGUUUCGUCCCUUGGUCUUAUCAGAAACCUAUGAUUGUGGCUUCGAAUCCUGGUUCGCCCUGAUUAUGUUUCUUGGUUUAUCAGCACCAUACCCGUGCUCCUGGGUUUCACCAAAGUGGUAAACGCCUGAGACAUGCAUCACUUGGGGUUUUCCUACCACAUUAAGCUGAACGCCUAAAUAAAAGCAGUGUUAAACCCAAUUCACUCAUGCAUAUGAAUGAGACAGGAACCUAGUUUCAUAGCAUUAGGACAUUACAUAUUCAGUCUUUCCUUCCACAUUAAGCUGACAUGCCGUGAUAUAACUAAAAUACUGUUCAAAGCGUGGUUUUACCCAACUCAUUGACUCACUCGCUAACUGAAGGAGACACUUCACCUUCUGACUUGUUUUGAGAGAUGACUUAAAAAAUAUUUUUAUAUUUCAUCCUAGCACCAUUUGAUUCUUGAAACAAAUCUGUCAACCUUGAAGUAAACCAAUUCCUUACAGCAAAUGCUGCCAACAGUGAUCUUGUUGAUCUAACACUGGUUUGACAACAGCUGAGUACAAGUCUCUAUAAGACUCUUGUUCCUAGCCACAUUGAGACCCAGUAUCACUUAUCUGGGUUGCUAUACAUUGAUGCAAAUAGGUUCAUUCAUAGAUGGUUAUGGUUCUAAUAAAGACCUCUACUAUCUUUGCUCAGCCCCUUCCAAAUAAUGUUUGUAAUAAUCUGAGAUUUAUUUAUAACUGAUCAUCUUAAGAUUUGUUAAAUUAUGAAAGUGUAAUGUAAAUGUUUGAUUUCUGUGUUUGUUUUUGUUGUCAUAGCAACCUGUUGACAUUGGAAAUAAUGUUUAUUUAGUCAGUAAGACUUCAUGUUGAUUCUUCAUUGGACUAUACAAAUGAUGCUUACAAAGUUGAAUGUUAUCAUAAACAACAGACCUCCCCUGAUCUUGCAGCUGGGAAAUCUUUGGACUUCUCCGACCCCUGAAGAUCCGGGUUAGAAUUGGUCUUAUGCAACCCAUGUCUGUUGUAAGAGGCGACUAUGCUUGUCAUAAGAAGCAGGCUGGUGGUCAGGCUUGCUGACUUUGUUGAUGCAUGUCAUCGUAUCACAAUUGUGUAGAUUGAUGCUUGUGAUGUCAAUCACUGGAUUUUCUGGUCCAGACUGAAUUAUUUACAGACUGCCGUCAUAAAGUUGGAAUAUUGCUGAUAAUAAUAUUGUACUUCUCCAAGUCACCUGCUGUGGCUGCUGUUUGUAUUGUUUUAAUAAAGUGGCCAUGAGAAAAAUUGACCCAUUUAUGUUUGCCAAGUAUACUGGUACAUGCUUAUUGACAGAAUGCAUUGUCAGAUGAAAAAUGUUUGGAGAACUCAAGGGUGAAUGGUUUAGAAACUUUGUUUUUUUUAUAAAUUCCACAAUAUUCCUUAAUGUGCAAUUUGAGCAAGCUUGUGACGACGACUGGUGCAAAAUGUCCAACAGACUCUCUUGAAACUGGUACUGCAGAAGCAUUUGCAGCUGCAACAAGUUAUGUCGGAUAGUAGAACAAAGUACAUUUUCUCAGCUGCUGAUCAUCCUGAUCUUAAGUGAGGUUCAGGAUUAUCUCCAGAAUUCCUUUGUCCCCAAGACUGAGAGACAUGAGAUCAGCGCUGAGACUGCUGGAGUGGGAACUGAUGCUGAUCUCAAGUGAUGCAGGAAAGCGUAUUUGUUGUCUGUUAACAAAUGCAUGGCAUGGACUCUUCCAAAUUGUACUGUUACUGCCUCACUUUGGUGAAACAAAAUUAAAAAAUUGGCAAAAUAAGCAAGCAUCCUUUUUAUUUGUUGGGGGUGGGAAUUUCGAAAAUGAUCACCCCAGACCUUUGAACAAAUCCCUAAUCCUUUAUAGAGCAGGAUGAAAAGAAAAUUCUGACAUACCUACAAACUCAUAUUACUUUGCCUGACACACACAUUUUUUAUGUGAAAGCCUGAUGGCGCUUGAUCGGUUUAUUCCAACAUAGUGCUUGAAGUGGUAUGCAAAAACACUGGACCAUACUCGAGUCCACCAGCUUAGAGUUGGUUCUUUACUCAGAGUCAUGUAGCCAAUUGUACCUUAUUUGUAAGAAUUGCUGGAAGUGUGUGCAAUGAUUGUUGUUUGUAUUUGUUGAUGUUUGGGUUGGAAUUUUGAACUUUGUGUGUUAAAUGUAAAUCAUUGAACUGAUUCAUGAACUGAACAUGGGAAUUCUGGGUCUUAGGAAUCAGGAUCAGAAGAGGACCCCAGUUCCCCAUUCUUGUCCUAGCAUCCCAGUCCAUGAAGAUCCAGGUAGAGAAUAGGUCUUCAGCAACCCAUGCUUGCUGUAAGAGGCGACUGCUUGUCGUAAGAAGCAACCACCGGAUUGGUUGUUCAGGCUAACUGACUUUGUUGAUGCAUGUCGUUGUAUCCCAGUUGUGUAGAUUGAUGCUUAUAAUGUCAAUAACUGGAUUGUCUGGUCCAGACUCAAUCAUUGCUGCCAUAUAGCUGAAAUAUUGCUGAUUGUGGCGUUGAACAACAAAAACAAACCUAGCAUCCCCUAGUUAUGUGCGACUUGGUUGAUUGUAUGUUAUCAGUCCCCCAUGACAUGGAUCUGUUCAUGCUAUCAACCGGGUGGACAAGUGGCCCAGUCGUCUAAGGAGCUGCAAUUCAGGGUUUUCACCGAAGUGGUAAAUGUCUGAGACCUGCAUCACUUCGGGCUUUCCUCCCACAUUAAGCUGAGAUUGUUUGCCUGGCUCAUAUUGAACUACAUAAUUAGAACAGGGCUGACUCGGACAGAAAACAGCCUCUCUCUCGAUGGGGUGAUAAUGACCUGUUGUAAAUGAAUGAAAGUAUGGUAAGGGAGUAUAUGCAGAUAUCCGAAUUAAUUGUUGAAUGUUAAUGAAAUGUUUGUCAAUGCAGUUCAUCUGGUGUGUGUUCCACAGAGCCGUCUUGGUGCUGUCAUCAAUAUUAUUGUAUAUUUCAUCUUCAACUGAUGUCCUGGUACAGGGACUGUUACCGGAGCAUCCCUUAAACGUCCAGGGGCAGUGGGGUAGUGGAGUGGGGUAGUUGAGUGGUUAAAGUGAAGGCCUGGGUUUGAUGCCCACUUUGACAUAACAUAUGAAACCAAUUCCUGAUUCUGAUCACCCCCACCAGUGUGAAACCACACUUAGACCACACAUUUUAAAUUUAAUGUUUCACGGAUUUAUUCCAGCAUUUCCACACAAGGUCGGCAAAAAUUUAAAAAAAAUGAAUGUUAAUUAUAUAUUUAUUUAUUUAUAUGAAAUUCAAACAGCAGGUUGCCUCUUGAAUCUAUGAAAGUGAUGUCAAUAUUGAAUUUAUAUAUAACAUUUUAUAUUGUACAAGAGGUUCUAUAUUACUUGGGGAUACAUAAUUAAAAUAAAUAUUUUUAUGUUUAGUUUAUUUCUGAGAUGGGCUGCUUUUCUGUAGGGGUGGUGAACCUGUGAAACGAAAAAUAAAAAAAUGUGUGGCCUUAUAUAUUCUGUCUGGAAUAUUACCUGUUGGUGCCAGUCUAUAUUUCAUAUUAAUAUACCUAGACAGUUUAUUUUUCAUGUUUAUGGAUGUACAUAUAUUUCAUCAUACCUGUCAUCCAAAUCACUCUGUUUAAAUGAGUACAUUCCUUUUGAAUAAACAUUUCAUACUAGAAAACGAUCAAGCGCAUUGUUAAACUUUUAUUAUCUUAUAUUCUGUUCACACAAAAAUCUUUUGAGCACAUCCAAUCUCCUAAAUUAUAAAGAAAGUAAAGUAAAAGACAUGACAUCACUCUCAAAAACAUGUUUGUUAGUGAAACACUGCCAGGUUAUUUCAUUUAAGAAAAUAUGUUUAUAAAUGGAUUCAUUCAGCUUGAUUUUUAUCAUGGCUAUUAUUAUUUAGCCUAGAAGAAAUAUUGCUGAGAAUGGAUGCAAGAUUACUGAUGUGGUGUUUAUCAGUAUGUGCUCUCUGUCAAUACUGCGUUGUGAUAGUGCCCAUGUGAAAGUUGCAUAACUUUUAUUCAUGUACAUUGUACUUGUCAUUGUUGGGCGUUGGUUUUUUCUCUGUUGCAGUGCAUGGUGUUAGUUUUGUUGAGUGUCCAGCUAGACCUUUUUUUCUUAUUUUUGUUGGUUUACGGAUUUCCCCCCAAAAAAAAUUCAGUUCGGAAAAAAAUAAAAUCUGACAUGCCAAGCAAGGUAGCUGGAGUUACUACCCUAAAAUUGCAAAAGCAAUUCCUUCUGCAAAAUAGCGAGUUUUGAUGGCUUGGUUGACUCGUAACUGCGUUGCACCAUUCUAGAAAAAUAUUUUUAUUCUGUAUACCAAGGUUUUUCAGGUGAGCAGGGAACAAAAUAUUUUUGUUAAUUUUGUUAUCCAUUUUCUCAGUAUUUUGGGUCAAAGGAUCUGUAAACCUACGAAAACAAAAGGCUUAGCACCUUCAUUGUUAGUUUUACAUUCAAGGUCAUGUGUGAGUGAGAAGUAAUAGUUUUGUCACGAAUGUUUCCAAGUGUAUAUAUAGGUCAUCAAGUACAUGUGCAUAAUAAAAAACAUUUAAACCCUAA
Haliotis rufescens (red abalone) is the source of this 6163-nucleotide messenger RNA. Its product is annotated as derlin-1-like. The transcript has 8 exons. Lineage: Eukaryota; Metazoa; Mollusca; Gastropoda; Lepetellida; Haliotidae. Gene Ontology annotation, biological process: endoplasmic reticulum unfolded protein response. Gene Ontology annotation, cellular component: endoplasmic reticulum membrane; Hrd1p ubiquitin ligase ERAD-L complex. The record is from RefSeq and is a predicted model, not a curated record. Bases 142 to 903 code for a protein of 253 amino acids. Gene Ontology annotation, molecular function: misfolded protein binding; ubiquitin-specific protease binding.